Messenger RNA from Oryctolagus cuniculus (rabbit), 333 nucleotides. NCBI's taxonomy places the organism in Eukaryota, Metazoa, Chordata, Mammalia, Lagomorpha, Leporidae. The record is from RefSeq and is a predicted model, not a curated record.
UUUUUGGAGCUCCAGGUGAUAAGGCUGAGACAUAAAGGGGGCUGGGCCCUGUGGCAGGAAGCAGCCAGGCUGUGCAUCAGGAUGGCCAGCAGGAAGGCAGGGACCCGGGGCAAGGCCGCAGCCACCAAGCAGGCCCAUCGCGGCUCCUCCAAUGUCUUCUCCAUGUUUGAGCAAGCUCAGAUCCAGGAGUUCAAGGAAGCCCUGACGCCCAUGGACCUGGCCGGCAACAUCGACUACAAGUCCCUGUGCUACAUCAUUACCCACGGGGACGAGAAGGAGGAGUAGGGCGGGCGUCCCGCGGGGCUCGGCUCAAUAAACUGCUACCGAAUCAGA